Molecule: messenger RNA, 8301 nt
Organism: Manis pentadactyla (Chinese pangolin)
Lineage: Eukaryota; Metazoa; Chordata; Mammalia; Pholidota; Manidae
Product: kalirin
Exons: 34
Coding region: 1881-6872 (1663 amino acids)
Cellular component (GO): cytoplasm
Molecular function (GO): protein binding; guanyl-nucleotide exchange factor activity
Source: RefSeq, a predicted model, not a curated record
UUCUUGAAGGAACAGGGAGGCUACUGGGUCAGUGCAUUUCUCUCUCAAGUGGGAAGGGUUUGCAUUCUUAUGUUAACUGCACACUGGAGUCUUGUCCAUUUAAGGUAAUAAUAAAAUCAUCCUAAGGAAGCCUAACAGUAGCUUUUGGGCAGUAGCAUCUGCUUAGCUCCAGUGCCGCCCUUUAAGAAGGAACCACGGUGCACAGCAAGCUCUGCUCACUUUCUCCUCCCUCCCAGCUCCUGACCCCUGGACAUGCCUCCUCUUGAGUCUUGAGUUUUGUCAGAAUGUACAGCCUAUGUCAUCUUGCUUAGCCUGCCCCAGGAAGAGCAGCUGUUGAGGGAGGAUGGCUCCCAGCAGCUGCCCAAUGGAGACCAGGAGGCCUGUGCUGCCAACAUGUCUAUUAGGGCAGUGAGAAGGUAUUGUUGACAUGCACUAGGCUAAAGCAAAAGCUUUGAUGGAUGUGCAUGUGGCCGCUGGGUAGUUUUUAGGCUCAAAAUGCAAGACUUGGCGCCCCCUUGGGUUUCAGUUCUGUGAGUAGAACUCCCAAGCACCAGGGGUAUGGUCUCCCUGUGUGGGUGGCCAGUCUACUGUAAAAUGGGUUCCCAGCAGGGCAAGGACAGGCUGCUCUGUCUUCUACAGGCCUAAGGCAGUGCCCAUGGACUGGGGUCCCCAUAGUCCAUCCCUCUUCCUGCCAUAGAAAUGAAAUCAUGAGGGGUACCCAGACUUGCUUGCCUGUUCAUUCAUUAGUAGUACAUUCAUUAGUUCAUUCAUUCAGUUAGUACAUAUUUGAACAUUGCAAAGUUGAAGGCACUAUGUGAGGUACUUUUGAGGAUACAAAGCUGAUUACAAAGCUGAUCCUAUCUAUCUAUAUGGAAUUUAUGGUCAUGUAAGGGUGCAGAGUCUCGUACAAAGAAGAAAAUGAAAUGAAAUAUAAAGGAAGAAGAGGCUGCCUGAUUCUGUGGCAUUGGAGUUAGAUAGAAAAAUCAGGGGAGGCUGUGCUAUUGGCAGGGAGAGCCAGAGAAAAGGCUUGGAGGUAGGCCAUGGCAUGUAUGGAUGUGUGGGUACCGAGACUUUGGCAAGAGGGAGAGAGGUUAGAAGGAAAGGGGGAAUGAAUGCUUGAGUACUGCUCUCUACCAAGUGACACCCCAGAACUGUCUCAUUCUUCUUUGUGAGGCAAACUCUCUUCUCUCCAGUUUACAGAGGAGGAAGCUGGGGCUUAGGGAGUUAAAGUAACUUGAUUGAGGCCAGGUAACUAUUAUGUUGUAGCAGGAUUUGAACUCAUUGCUGCAACUCCAGGGCCUUUGCUGUCUCCACUGUAACAGAGGAUCCACAGAGGGAUGUGGGGAGAAAGGGUCUUUGGCCUUUUUCUGGUUGCAUAGGCCUGGCAGUCUCAGAGAAGGAAUGUCUGUGGUCCCCAUGGAACCAGGCAUUGAGGCUCUGGGACUUUUGGGCUGGUCUCCAGAGUCCAGGAUGGCUGAGCUGGUUGCUUCCCACCCCUGUCCUAGUAGAGAAGAUCCUGGAAUGAAAUUUGGGACAUGGCCUUGACUGGAUUUUCAUUCCCAAAACCACCCCUAACCUCUCCUCUUUGUGAGAGCCCUCCCUGGCUCCCCUCCCCUGCAUCUCUGACCUCCCCUCGGCCCAUUCAAGCUCAGUCUGCAGAAGGCAGCAUGUUCUGCACUUGUUCCUUUGUUGCUGUGAAACAGGCUCCCGGCACAGUCAGCCUCUGUGUGGGAGGACUGGUGGCUGUCUUCUCAGGCAGGCAUUUGCUGAGAGCAGGCUGCGUGUGAGCCCAGCGUCAAGUAAUUCUGGCUUCCUCGAGUCGACGGUGGUGGACCAGGCUCUGCGAGAGGACUGGCUGUGAAGGAUGAGUUCAGGGUGGGAUGACGGACCGCUUCUGGGACCAGUGGUAUCUCUGGUAUCUCCGCCUGCUCCGGCUGCUGGAUCGAGGGUCUUUUCGGAAUGAUGGUUUGAAAGCUUCUGAUGUCCUUCCCAUCCUAAAGGAAAAAGUGGCCUUCGUGUCUGGGGGCCGUGAUAAGCGAGGUGGACCCAUCCUGACCUUCCCUGCUCGCAGCAAUCAUGACAGAAUAAGACAGGAAGACCUGCGGAAACUUGUAACCUAUUUGGCCAGCGUGCCGAGUGAGGACGUGUGCAAACGUGGCUUUACCGUCAUCAUCGACAUGCGGGGCUCCAAGUGGGACCUCAUCAAGCCACUCCUCAAGACACUGCAGGAAGCCUUUCCAGCCGAGAUCCAUGUGGCCCUCAUCAUCAAGCCCGACAACUUCUGGCAGAAACAGAAGACCAAUUUUGGCAGCUCCAAAUUCAUCUUUGAGACGAGCAUGGUGUCCGUGGAGGGCCUCACGAAGCUGGUGGACCCCUCUCAGCUGACUGAGGAGUUCGAUGGCUCCCUGGACUACAACCAUGAGGAGUGGAUUGAGCUGCGGCUCUCCCUGGAGGAGUUCUUCAACAGCGCUGUGCACCUGCUCUCGCGCCUCGAGGACCUACAGGAGAUGCUUGCACGGAAAGAGUUCCCCGUUGAUGUGGAGGGCUCGCGGCGGCUCAUUGAUGAGCACACACAGCUUAAGAAGAAGGUGCUGAAGGCCCCUGUGGAGGAGCUGGACCGGGAGGGGCAGCGGCUGCUGCAGUGCAUCCGUUGCAGUGAUGGCUUCUCAGGGCGCAACUGCAUCCCGGGCAGCGCUGACUUCCAGAGUCUGGUUCCCAAGAUCACCAGCCUCCUGGACAAGCUGCACUCCACCCGGCAGCACCUGCACCAGAUGUGGCACGUGCGCAAGCUCAAGCUGGACCAGUGCUUCCAGUUGCGGCUCUUCGAGCAGGAUGCUGAGAAGAUGUUCGACUGGAUAAGCCACAACAAGGAGUUAUUCCUCCAAAGCCAUACAGAGAUUGGAGUCAGCUACCAGCACGCCCUAGACCUUCAGACGCAGCACAAUCAUUUCGCCAUGAACUCCAUGAACGCCUAUGUCAACAUCAACCGCAUCAUGUCUGUGGCUUCCCGCCUCUCCGAGGCUGGCCAUUAUGCCUCACAGCAAAUCAAGCAGAUUUCCACACAGCUGGACCAGGAGUGGAAGAGCUUUGCAGCUGCCCUGGAUGAACGCAGCACCAUUCUAGCCAUGUCUGCAGUGUUCCACCAGAAGGCUGAGCAGUUCCUGUCAGGAGUGGAUGCCUGGUGCAAGAUGUGCAGUGAAGGUGGCCUGCCAUCUGAGAUGCAGGACCUGGAGCUGGCAAUCCACCAUCACCAGUCCUUGUAUGAGCAGGUGACCCAGGCCUACACAGAGGUCAGCCAGGAUGGGAAAGCCCUGCUGGAUGUGCUGCAGCGUCCCCUGAGUCCUGGAAACUCUGAGUCCCUCACAGCCACAGCCAACUACUCCAAGGCGGUUCACCAGGUGCUGGACGUGGUACAUGAGGUGCUGCACCACCAGCGGCGGCUUGAGAGCAUCUGGCAGCACCGCAAGGUGCGGCUCCACCAGCGGCUGCAGCUCUGUGUCUUCCAGCAGGACGUCCAGCAGGUAUUAGACUGGAUUGAAAACCAUGGUGAGGCCUUUCUCAGCAAACACACUGGAGUUGGAAAGUCCCUGCAUCGAGCCCGGGCCCUGCAGAAGAGGCAUGAUGACUUUGAAGAGGUGGCUCAGAAUACAUACACCAAUGCGGACAAGCUCCUAGAAGCAGCAGAACAGCUGGCGCAGACCGGGGAAUGUGACCCCGAGGAGAUCUACAAGGCAGCUCGACACCUGGAGGUGCGCAUCCAAGACUUUGUGCGCAGGGUGGAGCAGCGGAAGCUUCUCCUGGAUAUGUCUGUCUCCUUCCACACACACACCAAAGAGCUGUGGACAUGGAUGGAAGACCUUCAGAAGGAGAUGCUGGAGGAUGUCUGUGCAGACUCAGUGGAUGCAGUGCAGGAACUGAUCAAGCAGUUCCAGCAGCAGCAGUCUGCCACCCUGGAUGCCACCCUCAACGUCAUCAAGGAAGGCGAAGACCUUAUCCAGCAGCUCAGGUCAGCGCCUCCCUCCCUGGGGGAGCUCAGCGAGGCCAGGGACUCUGCCGUGUCCAACAACAAGACCCCCCACAGUAGCUCCAUCAGCCACAUUGAGUCAGUUCUGCAGCAGCUGGAUGAUGCCCAGGUGCAGAUGGAGGAGCUGUUCCAUGAGCGGAAGAUCAAGCUGGACAUCUUCCUGCAGCUGCGCAUCUUUGAGCAGUAUACCAUUGAGGUGACAGCAGAGCUAGAUGCCUGGAAUGAGGACUUGCUCCGGCAGAUGAAUGACUUCAACACCGAGGAUCUGACACUGGCAGAGCAGCGGCUGCAGCGCCACACGGAGCGGAAGCUGGCCAUGAACAACAUGACCUUUGAGGUCAUUCAGCAGGGCCAGGAUCUGCACCAGUACAUCAUGGAGGUCCAGGCCUCAGGAAUUGAGUUAAUCUGUGAGAAAGACAUUGAUCUAGCAGCCCAGGUGCAAGAGCUACUGGAGUUUCUCCAUGAGAAGCAGCAUGAAUUAGAGCUCAACGCAGAGCAGACCCACAAGCGGCUUGAGCAGUGCCUCCAGCUGCGGCACCUCCAGGCCGAGGUGAAACAGGUCCUGGGAUGGAUCCGCAAUGGAGAAUCAAUGCUCAAUGCCAGCCUGGUCAAUGCCAGCUCUUUGUCUGAAGCAGAGCAGCUGCAGCGGGAACACGAGCAGUUCCAACUGGCCAUCGAGUCCCUCUUUCAUGCCACUUCCUUGCAGAAGACGCACCAGAGCGCCCUGCAGGUACAACAGAAAGCUGAGGCACUGCUCCAGGCUGGCCACUAUGAUGCCGACGCCAUCCGGGAAUGUGCUGAGAAGGUGGCCCUCCACUGGCAGCAGCUCAUGCUGAAGAUGGAAGACCGGCUAAAGCUGGUCAAUGCCUCUGUGGCCUUUUAUAAGACUUCUGAACAGGUCUGUAGUGUCCUGGAGAGCUUAGAGCAAGAAUACCGGAGAGAUGAGGACUGGUGUGGUGGACGAGAUAAGCUGGGACCAGCCGCAGAAAUCGACCAUGUUAUUCCACUCAUCAGUAAACAUUUGGAACAGAAGGAGGCCUUUCUUAAGGCCUGCACCCUGGCACGACGGAACGCCGAGGUGUUUCUCAAGUACAUCCACAGGAACAAUGUCAGCAUGCCCAGUGCCGCCAGCCACACCCGGGGACCCGAGCAGCAAGUGAAAGCCAUCCUGAGUGAGCUCUUACAGAGGGAGAAUCGCGUCCUGCACUUCUGGACCUUGAAGAAGCGGCGGUUAGACCAGUGCCAGCAAUAUGUGGUAUUUGAGCGCAGCGCUAAGCAGGCACUGGACUGGAUCCAAGAAACAGGUGAAUAUUACCUCUCAACACAUACCUCCACUGGAGAGACCACAGAGGAGACUCAGGAACUGCUGAAAGAAUAUGGGGAAUUCAGGGUGCCUGCCAAGCAAACAAAGGAGAAGGUGAAGCUUCUGAUUCAGCUGGCUGAUAGCUUUGUGGAAAAGGGCCACAUUCAUGCCACAGAGAUCAGGAAAUGGGUGACCACGGUGGACAAACAUUACAGAGAUUUCUCCUUGAGGAUGGGAAAGUACCGUUACUCCCUGGAGAAAGCCCUAGGAGUCAACACAGAGGAUAACAAGGACUUGGAGCUGGACAUCAUCCCAGCAAGCCUUUCAGACCGUGAGGUCAAGCUACGGGACGCCAACCAUGAAGUCAAUGAAGAGAAGCGGAAGUCAGCCCGCAAAAAAGAAUUCAUCAUGGCUGAACUGCUCCAGACAGAGAAGGCUUAUGUAAGGGACUUACAUGAGUGCUUAGAGACCUACCUGUGGGAAAUGACCAGUGGUGUGGAGGAGAUCCCCCCUGGGAUCCUUAAUAAAGAACAUAUCAUCUUUGGCAACAUCCAGGAGAUCUACGAUUUUCAUAACAACAUCUUCCUCAAAGAGCUGGAGAAGUAUGAGCAGCUGCCUGAGGAUGUGGGACACUGCUUUGUUACCUGGGCAGACAAAUUUCAGAUGUAUGUCACCUACUGUAAAAACAAGCCUGAUUCCAACCAGCUGAUCUUGGAGCAUGCAGGCACCUUCUUUGAUGAGAUACAGCAGCGGCAUGGUCUGGCCAACUCGAUCUCUUCCUACCUGAUUAAACCCGUCCAGAGGAUCACCAAGUACCAACUACUCCUGAAGGAACUUUUAACUUGCUGUGAAGAAGGGAAGGGGGAGCUCAAGGAUGGCCUGGAGGUGAUGCUUAGUGUCCCAAAGAAAGCCAAUGAUGCCAUGCAUGUCAGCAUGCUGGAAGGGUUCGACGAGAACCUGGACGUGCAGGGGGAGCUGAUUCUCCAGGAUGCCUUUCAAGUGUGGGACCCCAAGUCGCUGAUCCGGAAAGGGCGGGAGCGCCACUUGUUCCUCUUUGAGAUCUCCUUGGUUUUUAGCAAGGAGAUCAAAGACUCUUCAGGACACACAAAAUAUGUUUACAAGAACAAGCUACUGACCUCAGAGCUGGGUGUGACAGAGCACGUGGAGGGCGAUCCCUGCAAAUUCGCCCUGUGGUCUGGGCGCACCCCCUCCUCAGACAACAAGACAGUGCUGAAGGCCUCCAACAUAGAAACCAAGCAGGAGUGGAUCAAGAACAUACGAGAGGUGAUUCAAGAAAGGAUCAUUCACCUGAAAGGAGCUUUAAAGGAGCCAAUUCAGCUCCCCAAAACACCAGCCAAACAAAGGAACAAUAGCAAGAGGGAUGGAGUAGAAGAUGUUGACAGCCAGGGGGAUGGGAGCAGCCAGCCCGAUACCAUCUCCAUUGCAUCUAGGACCUCUCAGAACACCGUGGACAGUGACAAGGAUGGCAACCUUGCUCCUCGGUGGCAUCUGGGACCUGGAGAUCCUUUCUCCACUUACGUUUAGCGCGCAGCCUGGGACUUGUCCCUGCAGCUCACCCGGUUAGCCGUGCCGCCGUUGGGACCUCCCACCUGGACUCCCAUCGCCCACCUCUCUUGAGACUGCCCUGGCAGGGCUGGUGUGGGGUGCAGCCUUUGCUCAGAGGGUAACAUGUUCCAAGCAAAAUCUGCCCACCUGGGCCAUGGGCUCACCCUGGGGCUCCCUGCUUCUCUACUGGGUGUGAUUCAAGGUUGCCAAGUUCCCCAAAGUCUAAAAUGGUGGACCAGUAGGGACCUGUGAGAGGCUCCAUGACCCAGUGUACUUCCCCCAGCUCCCAGUCUGGAUGUCAGGUACCCCAACUCUCGCUGCCCUAGAGGUCUGCAGUGUGAGUGGAAAGGCUCAUUAGAGGGACACACUUAUCUCUGGAGUUUUUCUCCAGGUUGAGUGUUUCUAUUGUUGGUGGCCCCUAGUCUGGAAAAACCCAUCAUUCUAAUUAAUUUAGCCUGCUCCUCCUCCUCCACAUCGUGAGAAAGAGGGGAAGAGGAAGAAGGAAUGGUUUAUGAUAGAGAAAAGGAGGAUUAACUCUAGCUCUUCCCAAACAUUGGCAACAACCGUGUCCCCAACAAAUGUUUUAUUGCUCCAGCGUUCCCAGGUUUUGUCAAGAUUCGCUAACUCCUCCCUAACCUCACUCACUCCUGAGUCUCUGUUCAAAGACCACCGUCCUAGCCUUCAUUUGCUUCCAGAUACCCUGUUAAGGGGUGGGUGGGAAAUGGGAGAAAAAAUGAAUGAAGCAAACUGGCCACACAUCAAUAAUUGUUGAGACUAGAUGAUGGGUACAUGGGCAUUCAUUAUACCAUUCUCUCCACUUUUGUAUAUGUUUGCAAUUUUUCAUAAUAAAAAGUUAAAAAAUAAAAAAAAGUCCUCCAGCUACCAAGACACUCAAGAGAAAGCCCCGACCCAUAACACAGUUUCCUGGAAGCCCCACACCAAGGCAAGAGGCAAAGAUGAUUCCAUUCCAUAUAUAUAUGUAUACAUAUAUAUAUAUAUAUAUAUAUAUUCAUUUUCUAAUUUUUUAAGUCCCACUGCUUUAUUUUCAGUAGAAUAAACCUUCUUUCUAAGAGGUCCCGAAGUUGGGUUUACUUCCCCAGCUGGGUAUGGGGGAGGGCUGGGUAAAGGGUUCCUUAAAAUCCUGAAAGUUUACACUUCCAUGUAUCUCACAAUCUUAUUGUGAGGAUGGGGCUUGUUCAGUGUUCUGAACUUUGUGGAGGAAAUGCACUCUCAAUUCAGUGUCAUUCUCUGGAAUUGCACCUGGCUCAGGAAAGGACUGUCUUUGUACUUGAAUUUAAAUCCAAUGGAGAACCUUAAUCACGGGCAUUUGCAUGACUGAGAAUUGCUGCUGUCUUUUUUCCAUAUGUCACUUUCUUGAAUGUGUUCUAAUAAAAUGAUUCUAAAGCAG